GAUUGUAAUUUAUUUCUAUUUGUUAGAAAAUUUGUCUAAGAUGCCUGAGCAGGGUAGCGGGGAACGGAUUGGAGCCACGGGGGAUCGGUUUCAGUUUUGUCAAUUUAUACCUAUCUCUUCAAUCACAACUACUGUUAGAUGUGUUAUAAACAUUAUUAAACAAAGGUUAUUUAAUUAAAAUUUGCUGAAAAUUAUAAAAAAUAAUAAUUAAAGGUAAAAUAAAAUGGAUAGAUAUCGACAUCACAAUGUAGGUAUUCGUUUAUUUACUACAGAAUCCACAGAAAAGCGGCUGUUUGGAAACAAAAUUAUCCCAAGUAACUUAGCAGGUACCGAACGGUUGGAUGCGGGUAGUACCAUAAAGUAAUUUAGAGAUUGUACUUGCGGUUGCAGGCAUUAGCUUUUAAGGGCUGGUUGUAAAUUACAAAUUUUAAACGGAAUUUUAGAUUGAAAAUAAUUCUACCACGAUAACGUUGUUAUUUAUUAAGAUAUUUUCGUCGAAUUUAAAACUAUCGUCAUAAAUGUAUAUUUUCUACGUUUUAACCGAGGGAAAUCCGCAAAUUCUUUUUAGUUUUUGAAUUAGACGGUUUGACGAAUUUCUCGUUUUUAUGGAAAAUUUGUUUUGUUUUUUAAUGACUUUAGAAACAAAAUUUUGAAAUUUUGCUCGGUUAAAGUGUACAAAAUUGAAUGCUCUUUCAAAUAAUCUCGGUUUUACUAAAAUCCGUUGAUUAACUUCUUCUCUACAAUGGCAGAACUAUACAUUGAAUGUUCCAUAAGAGAGUUAGGUAGCGAGGCCUCUUAAAACAUGGAGGCGCUUUUGUGGCAUCCUAUGACAUAUGUUACAAGGUGGGAUUGAAAGUCAUUGGGGUUUUAUAAAAAAAAAGGUUUAUUCAAAAUGACUAGAAGACACUUACUGUUUUGGGGCCGUCAUAAUCCUUUAUGGGCACAUGUCACACUUGGGUACAACAAUCAAACCCAUGGUUUAUCUGGACUCGAAGCACAAAAUGAAGUCACUUUCUUUAUCAUUUUAGCAGCAGUCUGGCAGUCUGCCGUUCAUAAUUUCUUUUGGUAAUCUUUUUCCAUUCUUUCUCAAUGUUCCCACUCUAUGUGUAUUUCGGUUAAGUAGUUCUCUUGUUAAAUCAAGACUUGUAUAAAAAUGAUCUGUUACUAGAAUUCUACCAUGAUCUAAAUAACCCUCGCAGAACUGGAGUACCUCAUUGGUAGGAAGGGCUUUACUAUUUGGAUCACUUUUCCCUUGAUAAAUUGAAAGUGAAUGUGUAUAUUCUUUUUGAUCACACAUCUUGAAAAUUUUUACUCUGUAUUUGUCUUUUUCCAAGAAUAUACUGUCCAAAUCCUAAUUGUCUUUUGAAUGGAAUCAUACUUGCAUCAACAUCUACGACUUUACAGGCCGCAAAAUUUUUUUGUAUUUAGAAUUCAAAUGCAAGACAAGUACUCGAAUUUUAUAUAACCGAUUAUCUUAAGCCUCAAGAUCUUCGUUCUCAGCAAAUAGCGAAUAUUUAAGUAAUGCCUGGAAUAUGUUUUUUGAUAUAAUAACAAUAACAUUCAUUCUAAAAAAAUUCCCAAAACAUUAGGACCAUACAUUAUUCGUAGUUAUUUUAUAAAUUUUAUUCAAUUUGACCACAUGGGCUGUAUUUUUCGUGUCGAGGCUUAGCUUUAGCUUCUUUGUAGACUUUUUACUGAUUGAUUUUUCGAGUUCUUCUUUAUAUAGUCACGAUGAUAAUACCGCAGUUUUAAUUAAUUUAAAACAUCGGUAUCGCAAAAGUGCACUGAAAAAAACAUUGCAAGGCUCAACCAACAGAUAAAAGUCGGCAAAACAAUUUACAUUGUUGGUACACGGGAUAGGGUAGGUAAAUUAUAAUAUGAUUAAAAAAUCUGUAGAUUGCACAAAAUAAAUGUAUUAUAUUGAAAAAUGUUUUCUUUUACAUCUAAGUGAAUAGUAAUACUGAAUAUAUUGUAAAUGAUAAUAUAAACCCACUUUAAUCCUACACUAACAAUUGGCAGCAAUAGCGUCCUCGAUACAGCACCAAGCAUAGUGUUCCCCAUGAUCUCCCAAUCCCACUGGGUUGUUGGUUGAGCCUGGUACAAUUUAAAGUGUUGACGCAAUCAACUUCUCCUUGAUCUUAUAUAUAGUUCUUUGCCAGUUGGAAGGUGGUACAAUCUGUUGUUAUCGGUGAUAUUCCAAGGAGUAUUAUUCUACAAGUUUGAGGAAAAAAUUAAAAAAAGCUUAACUUAUUGAUUUAAAAAAGUUACUAUUCUAACCACUAUCAAUUAGUGUUUCCAUGCAAUAUAAAUCGCAUAGAAUGUUAGCCUCAUUGUUAUUGUAUAAUGGGCCGUUGUUGUUGCCUAAUAUUUCUGUUAGGAAAAAGAACUUGGGUGUUUCUCAUUUAUUACCACCCUGUUUGUAUAACGAAUUUUGACAGAAACAAAAACAUUUCUUGCAUUCAUUACACCACCUAGUGUGUAUGAUUUAGAAUACCAUUCUAUAUCAAUAAAUGUUAUUGGUACAAUUGGUCGUGAUGGUGUUUUUAUAACAGAAGAGAAGCGUUCUUGUUGUGUAAACACAUUGUCCCAGAUGUUAGUAUUAAUAAAAGUCUUUUGUGUCUAUAAAAAAAGCAAAAAUAUAUAUACAUAAAAAAUGUCUAAAAGUUAGAUAGAAUUAAACUUACAUCAUUUUCAAAAUAUGAAAUAAAGUAGAUUAAUUAAAAGCAAAAAAAAAAGAAAAAAACUAAUCGUAAUAUCCCCAAGGUUUUGUAUGUGUCGUUGCUUGACAGAUGAUCCUCUUGUUAUCAUACGGACUCAAUGCCAGUUGUUGAACACUAAAGACACUAUGAUUUUUUGAAAUAAUUAAAUUUUGAUAGACCUCAUGUUCAACGUGAUGAAACAAUCAAAAUUAUUCUCAAAUUUAAUAAAUUUCAAUACAGAGGUCUUAACUCUUUUUGCUUUUUUAACCGUUUUCUUGUCUUCAAUAUUGUUUAAUUCUUGAACACGAAAUCUAAAAAGAAAGCUAAUUUUUCUAAACUUGUUGGCAUAAACCUAAAUGAAUCUAAAAAUCUAAAACUUAAUCUUGGUGUUUUCAACAAAUUUAGUAAAUGAAAUGUAACUUUCUUUAUUAAGCGGUGGUAAAUUUAUGUUUCCUGGAAUUUCGGUACUUAGUUCUUUAACACAAAAGUGACUAUCGUAUCCGGAAACAUUAUGAAAUAUUACUGGUACCGUAAAAUGUAUCUUGAAAGUGUAGAUUACAUUUAUUAUGAGCUGGACCUAAAUAAUUACCAGUCAAAUGACAGUGAUCUUUUAGUUGUUUUUUUUAUCAAUUUCAAACAAAUUACCACAUAUACGACAAGAUUUUGAUGAGAGAAAAUUUUGUUCCCCUUGUAAAGCUAAACGUUUCAUUGGAACCGGCUGCAUGAAGUUGAUGAAUAAACCAAAUUUGACAAUCCUGACCGGUGUAAAUUUUGAAUUUUGAUAAAGAGUCGUCAUAGGAACAUUUUAAAUAAUAGGCACCACUAAAUGGUUCAUGUAAUUGAUAUAUUUGUGUACUGCUGUUAAUGGGAUAAUGUUGCUUAGAUUGUUGUUUUAAAAUACUCUCCAUAUCAGCAUAAAUGUCAAAUGGAAUCAUUUUUUUGUGUUUAAAAUGUCUAAAGUGUACAAAAUUUGCAUGUUCUUCAGGUAAAAUAAUUUUUGUUUUAUUUAACAAUUUGCAAUCUUCUAAAUAUUUAGUUAAGUUUUCUUUGGUAUGAAAAUGAUUUAGACAUCUCUCGCACAGCUACUUUUUGUUUUUAACAUUACCAAUUUGUUUACCAACUAAUCUGGAUAAAUCUUUGAUAUAAGCAAAAUGAUAAACCAUUCGUUUUGAAUAACAUUUCCUUUUUUUACUGGAGGAGGAGGAAGAGGAGCAGCUGCUGCUGCUACUGUUAUAAUGCUUGGUAGCAUUAGUAAAUUUAUACUCGGUGAAAAAACGCUUUUCGUUAUUAAAACUAAAGGUAAAAGACAUUUAUUGCUAAACAAUUCAUUCUUUCAAAUUUGGGAAUGUUUUUCAAAGCAAUCGGAAAAUUAGGAUCUUCGUAUUUCAAAACAGUACUGAAAUGAGGAUAAGAAUUGGUGCGACAAACAUUUGUAUUCUUUUUUGCUGGGUAUAAAUGCACAAACUAUUGACCACAGAAAACAAUAUGGAUCAGAUUUUGUAAUAUUUAGUACGAGUACACUUUUUGUGUUUUGAAUAAAUACUAGUAAAUCAGCGUAAUUUGAUUAACAUUAACUUUUAAAUGUAGAAUUUCAUAUAGAGUCCAGUCACUAUCCCUUUCUUGAAACUCCUCUAACUCAGUUUCUUAAUGAAAAUGCUUUUUUUAAAAAUUCUUCAGGUUCUUUAAUGUUCACAUUUGAUAUUAUAGCAGUUCUAACGCGUUUCUUGAAGCAUGAGUCAACAUCUUGCCAAGCAACAGUUUGAUUUGUUUUUUUUUUUUUAUUUGAAAUUUUAGCUCUUGAGACUUGUCUUUUUAAAUUAUGCAGAUAUGUUUUCCAAAUACUCGAAAUUUGAUUCUGUUGACUACCAGGGCACUUAAUUUUAGAACAAUUAAGCGGACAUGGUGAUCUGUCGAUCGAUGUCGAGAUUCACGAACUAGUAAAUUGUUUUGUCGACUUACCCAAUUCCCAAUUAUGUGUAUCUCGACGUAGGGGUAGACCGUUCUCACAGGGGAUAGCGGUACCGCUUUUUUUUGCACUAAUGUGACAUGAGAGAUGCUUGCGAUGUUGGACUAAGACACUCGAAAUCUUGAAAUCAACUUGCUUUUUUGGCUAACUAGGACUCUCUAGUCCAUCUACCCCGUGACCCUUAUGGGGAUGGAGGGGGUGUUACCAAACGGUAAGGACCAAUUCGUGAAUCGGGUUAACCGCAAUUCUCGUAAAAUUUAUGUUAUGUACAAAACAGAUUCAUUUUUUGAAUGUUUUUUUACACAAUUCGUUAACAUUCGAAUAACUUUUUUAUAAUAAGUUAUAAACUUAUGAUGAUCUUUCUGCCUUUUAAUUAAUCUACUUAAAUUUACUUAAUCGCUGCUGCUACUGCUGGUGUUAGAAUUUGUAUUCAUUUUAUAACUAAACAAGUAAAAGACAAAAGAUCAAAAAACCAUUCUUAUUUUGAUUAGGUAGUUAAGAAUAAUAAAUACUUACUAACAAAAGAAACACAAAUAAAUGUGUAGUAAAGAUAGUGGAGAUGACUACGACUACAACGACUUGGACGAAGAGUACUUGACUACAUUGUUGUUGUGUUGUUGUACUACGAGCACACCACACUAACAACUGUAGCAACAAAAACAACGAAACCCAAUUAAAUUUUAACAACUUCAUAUUCUUUUUAAUUAUUAAUUCUAUUUUUAUCAAGACCUUAGUGUCUUCCAAUAAUACGCACUCUAAGAUUUGCAACAGACUAAUGAACAACAAGACUAAAAUGUGUUGCUUUUAUAGAGAUAGAUUAAAUUAUCUGAUUGUUCAAACAGACAGCAGAUCACAUUUAUUGUCAUCCUUGGAGUCAGUGAUGUCGAUGUCAAUUACACCAGAAGUUUUACACAUAACACAUGGACAGAGACGCUCUAAGUUUUUUUUUUUUUUUCACCUUCCACAACUGCAUUACUAUUACAAUUAAAUAAUUGAGUAAUUUUUGAAACAUACGUACCCAUGAUUAUUAAAUAGACUAAUGUUUUUUAUUAACAAACAAUUGUUAACAACCAAAAAAGUCGGUAAUGCUCGAGUAUGCUCGCUCGCUCUAUGAGGAUCAUCAUCAUCAGAGAGAGAGAGAGCGAGAAAGAGAGGGGCAAAACGAGGCAAGGCUAGGCUAGGCGAAGCUGAUGCGCUCUCGCUCUCUUUCUUUCGUUCGCUCGCUUAGCUCUUUCUUUCUUUUUGUUCAUUUUCCUUUCUUUGAAUAAUUUUAUAUCAUUUGUCAGAAAAUUAAAAUAGCUUUUCAGUUAUUAUCAUUAUUCAUUCACCUUGUGUAACCUUUACACAUUGAUAAAGAUAACACCUGACCUUUGCAAGAUUAAAAGUCGCAUAUCAACAUCAUUUUGUGUACAUUGGAAACAAAGCUACAUUGGUGUAGUGAAUUAGAUGUUUGCCUCGUCAUACAAAGAAUCCCGCUAAAGGCAUACACACUUUUUUCAUGCGUUUCUAUACUAAAACACAUACCUGCUGGUGAGGAGGUACAACGACCAGAAAAUUUGGAAAUGGAAUUGCCUUCACCAGAGUCUCCUAUACAAUUACAAUGGAAUAAGGAAUGGAUGAAAAUGGAUUAUAAGCACGAGUUGAAGAUUCAAUAUUGCAAUAAUUAUUCCUGAUAUUUUCUGUUACUAUAACAGAGAGUCUCACUUCUACAAGUCCUGCUUCCACUUUGAGGAAACUAAGAUUCCAUCAAGAAGUAGGAGAGUUGUUGAAGAAGGAAACAAUAUUAACAACCAUAACGAAAGAAGUAAGAGGAAUGUGCAAGUGUGAAAUGGUUUUAGUACUGAAAACAUUGAAAAGGAUGUUGGGAAAUGGAAUACAGACUUUGUUCAUAACACUAAAGUUAUUUUUUUUUAAAUUGUAAUUAUUAGUGACCAAGAAUGAAUAAAUUGUUAGUUGGAGUAUAGUAUAGUAUUUAUUUCAAAAAGAAAAAAAUCUUUUAUACCAACAGUCGAUUGCAAAACUAAUAUCCAGUACCAUAGCUAUCACUUCGCUGACAACUGCGUUUUUUGAGGGGAAACAGGUCAAAAACUCUUGAUUUUUGUGUCAAAGAAGAAUCUGUGUUGCAACUGAAUCCUCAUGUCGGCCGAAAACAAAUACUGAAAUAAUAUUUUUCGUUCGUUGUUUGAAAAAAAAUUAAUUUUAUCUCAUCUAAUCUGACAUCGUUUUGUUCAUUGUAAUAAUACCUGGCAUUACAUUAUAUCAAUUGCAAACCUAUAAUUUAAUUACAUUUUUGUAAAAAUAUUAGUAUCACAAUGAAUCUCCAACUAUUCCGACCUAUUCUUUUCGUACUUUUUUUGACUCAAACCACCAUAAACGGCAAUUUUCUAACAAGCAACGUCAAAGCGGAUCUGGAAGGCGGUUAUUUAUGUCCUGAUAACAACCAACUCGAAGUCCCCAUGAGACUUUUCCGAAUCGAUCGGUUCAAUCGCACCCAUCGUGCCAUAAGCAUCGAUUUUACUUUUGCUCAUCCCUUGGACGAAACUGCAGAAGGUGCAAUUUUUGUGGAAAAAUACACUGAAGGAGACUGGAAAAUGCUUCCUUCUUUAUCCUGGCAGAAAGAUCCUUGUAACAAUAUCGGCAUGAGAUAUGGACGGGAAAACAUGAUCAGGACAGGAAAAGCUUUAGGUUGGAAAAAUCCAGAUAAAUGCCCCAUUCCAGCCGGAAAUUAUUCGAUGAUAAGGCAUCCAUUUAUCACUUACCAUGAUACACCUUUUUGGCCCGGAAGGUUUAGAGUUCAGAUGGUUUUGAGGAGGAUCGCAACCAAAAGGAAAAUAUUCUGUACUAUGACUAUAAUGAAUUUUGCCGAAACUGUCAACUAAU
Molecule: messenger RNA, 7545 nt
Organism: Tribolium madens (black flour beetle)
Lineage: Eukaryota; Metazoa; Arthropoda; Insecta; Coleoptera; Tenebrionidae
Exons: 4
Coding region: 6978-7544 (188 amino acids)
Source: RefSeq, a predicted model, not a curated record